Salvia splendens (bonfire salvia) is the source of this 2409-nucleotide messenger RNA. RefSeq names its product telomere repeat-binding protein 4. The coding region runs from base 242 to 2254 and encodes 670 amino acids. The record is from RefSeq and is a predicted model, not a curated record. The transcript is spliced from 10 exons. Lineage: Eukaryota; Viridiplantae; Streptophyta; Magnoliopsida; Lamiales; Lamiaceae.
UCCACAUUCACACAAACCACACCCACAAAACCCCUCUGGUUUUCCCAAAACCCAAAAGAGGUUUUACCUGAGAUUUAUUGGCGUCACGUAAAUUCGAAAUUCUUGUUAACUGUAUAUAUACAAAAAGGCAAAAGCAGAAGCAGACGUCCAGUAUUUAUCCUCUUAUUCAUCAGGUUAAAGGUGAUUUGGCAACAUCACAUUUCUUAAAUUGGAGAUCUCGCAGUGGUAUGCGUUCGAGAACAUGGUACCAAAAAAGAGGUUGGAUUAUUGGCUCAAUGGUAUUCGAUCCUUCAUUAUUCCCAAAGCUCCCAGAUCAAUCAGGAAGAGAUGCCCACGCAAGAAUCCAGUCGAGGACAACCAACUUUGUGCCUUUGAAUUACUUGCAGAUGUAGCUGGGAAGCUGUUACAGGAGAGUGAAAGUUCUGUUUCAAGUAAUGUAGAAGCUCAUGCCGGCAUUUUAAAAAAUGAGAAUGUGACGGAGCAGCAUAUAGAUAAGCAAACUCCGAAAUCAGAGAGUGUUGACCAUGGAAGCUGUGCUGAGAGUUCUUUUAUCCCCGUUCAGGAGCCCGAUCUCUCGUUCGAGUUCAAGGGACUGCCACAAACAGAUAAUGGUUCUGUCUUGGAAAACAUUUCUGUUGCUAGUCCUGAAGUCGUGAAGAAACUUGACUGUGGUUCAAUACAGGAAACCUGUCAAGUCAAUGAUGCUGAUAGAAAUACCAACUAUGAUGUUAUAGUAGAGGGUCAGCAAGGUAUGCAUUCGGGGGAUGAUGCUAACACAUUGAAUGUAAAGGAUCGUAUUGGAGAGCGUGUGAAUAGUAAUAUGCUAAUUAGGUCAGAUAGUGGUGUACAGUUUCCCUUGUACAGGGAACCCACUCCUCAUACUCCACUGCGAAAGCAGUGGAAUACUGUAAAAAUAGGAAUUAGCGAUGAUGACGAUAAUUCUUAUGGGUGCAAUAAACUGAGCACCAAGUUUAGGCCUUUUAGGCCACAGCCGCGCACUGGUCACCGAAGAAUAAGGAAGAUGUUGACAUCCAAGUACAGGAAGAUGGCUCCAGAGAUAAGGAGUUGUGAACUCUAUAACCCUAGGAAUGGAGUGAAGUCAUUUUACCAAAAUAGGAAGAGAAUUUAUACCCAAGAGAGAUAUCUACAAGCACCCAUCAAGAAAAGGAAACUGUUUGAUCACAGGAGUACAGUUGCACAUGAUCAGCAGGCCAGUAGUAAUAGCAUUUCUAAUUCACCCAAGAAGGGGAUGUGCAUGGACAAGAGUGAUUCGGGCACCAUGUUGGAAAGAGUGAGUGGUGCUUCAACUCCAGUGAAAGGCCAUAAAAAAGGCAAGGAUCCUCAUGUAAAGUUCAGCAUCAAGUCCUUUAAGGUACCGGAACUUUACAUUGAGGUCCCUGAAACCGCAAGUGUUGGUUCUCUGAAGAGAACUGUGAUGGAGGCAAUUACUGCUAUUCUUGGAAAUGGAGUACGAGUGGGGGUAGUUCUACAAGGGAAGAAAGUUCGAGAUGACAACAGAACUUUGCAGCUGGCUGGCAUUUCUCAGAAUAGUGAUCUUGACACUCUGGGUUUUACAUUGGAGCCAACUUUUACAAAUAUUUGCUCUUCCAUGACUCCCAAAAAACUUACCUCAGUAUUGUCAUGUGAUGCAGAUCAGGAGUUGAUGAGGUAUCCUGCCACUCCAAUGGUUGAUUCAGGGAUUUCAAAUGUCUCAGUAGAUCCCCCUUUUAUAAGUAAAGUUGAUGAUGAUGUGAUUACCAGUGAUUCUAUGUCCUCCCCACAGACUUGUAAAAAUGAGACGGUGAAUGGAAUAGUUUCUGAUUCCAAGGCAUUAGUUCCAGUUUCUCCAAUGAACUCAGAAUCACUUGCAGUAUCUCCAGCGAACCCCAAACCCAAAAAGAAUGAAAUGUCGCAGCGCAGAACUAGGAGACCAUUCUCCGUAGGUGAAGUUGAGGCACUUGUUGAAGCUGUUGAAAGACUCGGAACCGGAAGGUGGCGUGAUGUCAAAAUGGGUGCCUUCGAGCAUGCAGAUUAUCGCACGUAUGUUGACUUAAAGGAUAAAUGGAAGACAUUAGUUCACACAGCUGGCAUAUCUCCUUAUCAGAGACGAGGAGAGCCGGUGCCACAAAAUCUGUUGGAUCGCGUCUUAGCUGCACACUCUUACUGGUCGAAACAACAGGGGAAACAGCCUGGCGCCGCAGAACCCCUUAGAACUGUGGAUCCUAGCAAGGAGGCGACGGUAUGUGGAGCUUGAAAGACCGGAACUUGUAGCUACUGAUGUAUAAAGUAGAAAAUUAUGACGUUGGAGGUGUAAAGAACUGUUGAAUUGUUAUCUAGGAAUCUCACUCUCACUGAUGUUUAUGUUUUGUACAUGAUUUGUGGAAUAAGAUGUAAUUUUUUUUCCUCAAA